AUACUUUCAUAACAUUUUGAAUACAAUUUUCAAAUGUAAUACAAAUAACACAUCAUUUCAUUCAUUGUUACCAUUAGUUCACAACUCAUCUAAUUUUUGACAUUAAAUCUUAAAUUUAUUUAUUUUUAACUGUUUUUAAUUGUUUUUAAUUUUUUAAAACUAUUUUAUCAAUGUUUUAAUGUUUUACGAUUUUAAUGUGUUUUAUUGACCGCUUGUCAUGUCUGAGACCGACACCGCCGAUGACUCGCAACGGGAAGUACUUCUCUAUAUCUAUGAUAUGUCUAAAGGGAUGGCAAAAGCGUUUUCACAGAUGUUUUUAGGCAAAGAGCUUCCGGGUAUUUGGCACACGAGUGUCAUCGCAUAUGACAGGGAAUACUUCUUCGGCUCGUUUGGUAUCGAAAGUUGUAAUCCAGGAGAGACAGUAUUGGGAGAACCGGAUCAGAUAUUAUCACUGGGAAAGUGUCAGUUGCCGUACAGCUUAUUCUUGGAGUACUUGUUCUCAUUAGGCGACUCUUCCUUUGCUCCCGUCUCUUAUAGUCUAUUGGACCACAACUGCAAUAACUUCAGCAAUGAAUUGUCUAUAUUUCUAACCGGAAGACCCAUUCCUCAAGAAAUCAUUGAUUUGCCACAAGAAGUACUCAAUACACCUAUUGGACAAACAUUGAAAUUAUAUUUGAGUUCAUUGAGUAUUAGACCCGAAGGAACUGGUGUAUCGUUUAGUGGUAACGUUGAUAACAUACCACUUGAAUCCAGUGAACAAAAUAGUAAUUCAGUGAUAAAUAGAAGGAAGAGUUCCACUGAAAGUCUACCUCAAACUGUGUCAUCAGUGACUACUACACAGUCAACGCCAAGACAGCCACAAACAAACUGCAAAAUGGCUGACAAUGAAACCGAUUUAGUUGAAGAGGAAACACCUAAAGAAACUAAAACUGAAGAAACUAAAAGUCAAAGGCGUUCCUAUAAAUAUGAUGACCCACCCGUUCUCUUUAAAGAUGUCAAUGGAGUGGCAGCUAUUAAAAAGAUAACCGAAUUAAUAACAGAUUUGUUAAGUAAUGAACAACAACAAUAUCUUAAAGAAUUGAGUGAAUAUUUAGUAUCUGAGAGCGGAGCCUGGGCUCUGGGCGAUGAGCACCUGGAGUUUAUUGCAUUGUUACUCAGUGGCGGCGACGGAAAAUUUGCUCCAAAUGUUGCGCUUUUAGUUCUCGAAGUAUUACAAUCGGCAGCACUUAAAGAUGACAUUGUAUUGGUAUUACAUCAGGACCGCAAAGAUCACCGAUUGAUGAGUUAUAUCAACAAAAUUGAAUCAUUGACUUUAGCCGAACAAGAAGAAGUGGCCAAAUUGUUGUGCAAUCUUUGUGGUCAACCGACAACAUUUGAUUGGCUUUUAUAUAUCAGCGAAUGGAUUGAAUCUGAUGGCCAGUCUUCAAGUAACAGCCGAACUACAACAAAAGCGGCCGUUCAUACGUUACUAAACGAUAAAUUAACUACUUUACAAAAAACCGGUGUAUUUUUAAUUUAUAAUUUGGCCUUAAAAGAGCUGUUUGAGGACACGGCCACUGAAUUAGCCACAGCUGUCUUACAAUUUCUUCACGGAGAUCUCCCUGAAGACCAAGCAUUUAUGUGUUUAACUGCGAUCAUCCGGUUUAUAGCCAUCAGUUACAAUGAUGUGCCAGCACUGGUCAAGAUGUUGGGUCCAGACAUCAAUAAGUUUAAGGGAUUUUCCGAAAGGGUCGACAAAUUAGUUGAUGAGCUAAACAUUAAGUUAGCAGCGCUUCCAUCCCUUUCUGGUGAAUGAUUUUUUUAAAACAAUGUAAUUUUGUUAUUUGAUUUUAGCGGUUAUUUUUAAAAGCUUAACAGAUAUUUGAAUUUUUAUAACCUACUACUCCUCAAUAUAUUGUAUAAUUAGAGUACAAUUUAAUAGAAAUGAUGAUCAAUACAUAUUUACAAAUUACAAGUUAUUUUUAUCUUAAAUUUUAUCAACUAUUAUACUUACCGGUAGUGACUUAAUUUUAUAAUAU
Oppia nitens is the source of this 2018-nucleotide messenger RNA. RefSeq lists its product as uncharacterized. Lineage: Eukaryota; Metazoa; Arthropoda; Arachnida; Sarcoptiformes; Oppiidae. The transcript is spliced from 8 exons. Gene Ontology annotation, biological process: protein modification by small protein removal. The coding region runs from base 218 to 1795 and encodes 525 amino acids. The record is from RefSeq and is a predicted model, not a curated record. Gene Ontology annotation, molecular function: peptidase activity.